Messenger RNA from Equus quagga, 507 nucleotides. Its product is annotated as zinc finger protein 407-like. The record is from RefSeq and is a predicted model, not a curated record. Gene Ontology annotation, molecular function: DNA-binding transcription factor activity, RNA polymerase II-specific; RNA polymerase II cis-regulatory region sequence-specific DNA binding. Bases 58 to 315 code for a protein of 85 amino acids. NCBI's taxonomy places the organism in Eukaryota, Metazoa, Chordata, Mammalia, Perissodactyla, Equidae. Gene Ontology annotation, cellular component: nucleus. The transcript is spliced from 2 exons. Gene Ontology annotation, biological process: regulation of transcription by RNA polymerase II.
UUUACAUGCCGCUUAUGUCAUAGAAGUUUCACAGAGAAGUGGGCCCUGAACAACCACAUGAAACUCCACACAGGAGAAAAGCCAAUUAAGUGUAACUGGCCCACAUGCCAUUACUCAUUCCUUACAGCCUCCGCCAUGAAAGACCGCUACAGGACGCACACAGGCGACAAGUCGUUCCUGUGCGACCUCUGUGGCUUUGCUGGCGGGACGCGGCACGCCCUCACCAAACACCGCCGGCAGCACACAGGUCAGUAUGGGUCGCCCGGGCACAAGCAAGUCCGAGCAGGCACCCCAGUAACUGCGCUUGGCCCUUGAUUGCUUGUCUUUUUGGUUUUUGUAAAAUCUGUGUACUUGGGGGUCUACCGAAAAUUCUGUUUGAAUAACAUAAGAUUUUAAUUCGUCUAUUUUUAUAUAUUUAAAAAAGUAGGCCUACUGCAUGUUUUAUGGAUCAGGUGUCCUCUGUAAAUUCACAUUAAGUAGGAGGAAGAAAAGCGUUUGGCCUCCGAA